Melampsora larici-populina 98AG31 is the source of this 1314-nucleotide messenger RNA. RefSeq lists its product as uncharacterized. The record is from RefSeq and is a predicted model, not a curated record. Gene Ontology annotation, molecular function: transmembrane transporter activity. The transcript is spliced from 13 exons. Gene Ontology annotation, biological process: transmembrane transport. Lineage: Eukaryota; Fungi; Basidiomycota; Pucciniomycetes; Pucciniales; Melampsoraceae. The annotation marks the transcript as partial. Gene Ontology annotation, cellular component: membrane.
GAUGCUUUACGUCGAAAGGUGCUUAGAAAAAUCGACCUGCGCACAAUUCCUUGUGUCAUGUUACUAUACCUCGCAUGCUUCGUUGAUAGAUCAAACAUUGGAAAUGCCAAAGUUGCUGGCUUAGAAAGGGAUCUUCACCUGAAAGGCAUCCAGUUCAACAUCGCCCUCAGCGCAUUUACAAUUACUUAUAUCAUCGUCAAAAUUCCAUCAAAUCAUAUUUUGCGCAAAGUGGGGGCCAAGUUUUGGUUGCCGUUUUUGGUUUUUUGUUGGGGUGUGGUCACCGUCUUUUCGGCGUUCAUGUCGAACUACGCGUCUUUGCUUGCCGUGAGAGCUGUGUUAGGGUUUUGUGAGGGUGGUUUGCAGCCUGGGGUUAUAUUAUACCUAUCGUCACUCUACAAGCCUGAAGAGCUGCAGCUUCGAGUGGGGCUAUCUUUUUGUAGCACUGCCUUGAGUCACAUCCUGGGUGGAUUCCUAGCGUUCGCAAUUCAUCGUAGAAUGGAUGGGUUCGCUGGAAAGGGUGCUUGGUCCUGGAUAUUCAUCAUUGAGGGUACCUUAACCAUCUUUGUUGCUGUUGUCGUCUGGUUCUUUCUAUGCUCAAGUAUCGAGACCGCUCCUUACUUAACCCCAAGCGAGCGCGAAUUCGCAGCCGAAACGCUACCUUCUCUUGACGACGAAAGAAAUACUCUUCAUUUGGAGGAAUUCGAGUGGUUCGAAUGUAGAAGGGCAUUUUUGGAGCCACAAGUUUGGCUGAUCGCCGCGGCACAGCUCUUCUCUUCAUUGCCGUACAUUCCCGCCUUGGUGACGGUAAUAGCAUCUGCUUUACUGGCAGACAGAUGGAGAAUACGCGGACCCAUUGUACUCGCAUGCGUGCCUGUAGGCAUUAUUGGAUACUUGAUGUUGAUCUUUUCAAAGAGCACCGGAACCCGUUACGCAGCAUUUUUUUUCGUCGUGUCUGGACUAUACCCUGCCAUACCCUGUCUUGUGUGUAUCACACCAAUCAAUACCUCUGGUGUCGUUAAACGGGCAACGUGUGUUGGGAUCCAGGGAAUGAUCCAGGGCUUAUCAAUCUUGAUAGGACCUUUCAUAUACAUAAAGGGUGAACCUGAGGUGAAAGGCCAUAAGAUCGCGCUUGGGCUCACCUGUGGUGCUUGGGCUCUGACGGCAGCCAAUGUGUUGUACUGCCACUUUGAAAACUCAAGGAAAGCUAGCGGCCGAAGAGAUCAUUUGGUGGCACAAUAUCUCGAGCAGUUUCGCGCAGGGCAGACUCGUGCACCAAUCGGGGACCGAAGUCCAAAUUUUUACUUUACACUUUGA